Molecule: messenger RNA, 4106 nt
Organism: Priapulus caudatus
Lineage: Eukaryota; Metazoa; Priapulida; Priapulimorpha; Priapulimorphida; Priapulidae
Product: RISC-loading complex subunit tarbp2-like
Exons: 9
Coding region: 62-1072 (336 amino acids)
Source: RefSeq, a predicted model, not a curated record
GUCAUAUCCGGUCCAGCAAAGAAGUUAACUUAUCUUUUCUAAUACUGUUUCAGUGUUUGACAUGAAUGAAUGUCAAAAGAUGACGUUGCAACCAUCAAAAACACCAAUCAGCAUGCUGCAGGAACUCUGCACAAAACGAGGGUUGACGCCGAAAUACGAUGUUGUGGCUGUGGAAGGAGCCGUUCAUGAACCAACAUUUGUUUAUCGGGUGCAAGUUGGUGAUAUGGUGUCACAGGCUUCUGGGAGCAGUAAAAAAAAGGCCAAGCAUGCUGCUGCUCAGAAUAUGCUGGACAAAAUUAGUGGUGUACCAGAGUCAUACCCUGUAGGCCAAAUAAAAACAGAAUCAACCAACAGCAGCAUUUCCGAGAGCAAUGGUGAGCAUGAGGAUGGUAUCCCUGGCAACCCGGUUGGGCAACUGCAGGAGCUGACGAUGUGUCGGCAUUGGCCGCCUCCUCGUUACGACCUGGUGCAGGAGAUCGGUCAGCCUCAUGAGCGGGAGUUCAUCAUCCUCUGCAAAGUGUUAAAGUGGAACGAGUUGGGCAGAGGACAUUCAAAGAAGCUAGCAAAGAGACAAGCUGCCCACAAAAUGAUGGAGCAGCUUAAGACCAUCCCACCUGACCAGAAAGUAGAGGAUCUUGGUGAAGAGGAACUCCUACCAUUGAUCGACAACUUAAAAGCUCUAGGUUUUGAAUCUAAAGAGGGUUGGUAUGAAGCUUUGAAACAGAACAAGAUACCUACUUUGACUCCUCAGCACAGUAAAGAGGUAUCACAGUUCCAUAAGAAGCUGAAAGCAAGCUCCGGUGCUAGAUUGUCCGAGUUGCAGAACAAGUUACUUGACCAGCCAGGAAUCAACUACUGCCAGAUUCUACAGGAAAUUGCAUUGGAACAAAAUUUUGAGGUCACUUAUGUCGAUGUUGAGGAGAAAAAUAUCCACGGUCAGCACCAGUGCCUUGUGCAGUUGUCCACACUGCCGGUGGCUGUGUGCCAUGGCACAGCUGACAACAGUGAUGAUGCACAAGCGCAGGCAGCUCACAAUGCUCUGCACUAUCUAAAGAUAAUGACAAAGAAGUAGACAAGAAUCUGUACAACGUGGUUCAUCCGUGGCGGCGAUAGGUGAGAAAUGGCUAUUAGGGAUUAUUAUAGCCUAGUGUGGUGGCAAUCAAGCUUUAGAUGUCACAGAAAAAUCAUGAAUAGAAAGCAACCCUUUGGAAACUCGGCGCAUUGAUAUUUAGUGCUUGCAUAUAACCUCAGCCCGUCCAUAGUUGGGAUGUCAAAUAGGCAAAUUCUUUCUGGAAAAAUCCUGGCCCGUAACCUACAUUUCCAAGAGUAUACAAGUAAUAUUUGAGGCUGCACUAACCAUAAACAUGUAUGAAUAAGUAGAAUCUGUACUUUAUCCAUAGAUAAAAGAAGCAUUCACUCAUUCAUAGACAUGAAUAGUUAGAUUUUUCCCAUGCCAGUCUUGAACAAGGCUGAAAUUGUGGCACUGCAAUUAAUCUUUGAUAUAUACUCUGAUUACAUUACAACCGGGAUAGAAAUUGUCUUCAACUCUCGGUUGUAAACACAUUCAGUGUGUAUCCUACGUCAACCCCUUCCAUACAUCACACAGCCGAAGAGGCUGGUGUGAUUGGAGUGUUGCUCUUAUUUUAGCUGGGUAUGGUGAUGUUGUGUUUUAAGUAUCCUGUGAAGUGUAAUAAUGUAACAGCUGUACACUAUAAGUUGUUUGGCACCUUUUUAUUUCAUGCUGUUUCUGUAAACUGCGCUUUAUGUAGGUUUUAUGUUAAAGUAUUAGCUCACAUUUCUCUCGUUGUAUUUAAAUAUGAUUAAACAUUAAAUACACACAAAAAUGGAAAAGAAUGCAAAAUUAGGCUAAUGAAAUUUAUAUGUGUGUGUAUUUAUAGCUGCUUUUAGUGUGUUAACCUUACCUGGACGAAUAUCUUGUUGCAUUUGUAUUUCAAAAAAUUGAAAGGUUGAAUUUUCACUUUAAAUUCAAAGUUGUUCACAAUGAUUUUCUUUUUCACAUUUGUUGACUUAUACCUAUUACGUAGAGCUAUUGAUAUGGAGUAUAUGAGUUUGGUAAUCUACCAUGAUAUGGAUUAAUAUUGCAUAUGAGUUUUAUCCAAAUUUUGGUGCAACUAAAUAAAAUGUUUUAUUCGGCUUAGUGAAAUUCCAUAUUAUACUGUGUUGACAUAUUUGAAAAAUAUUUUUUGGCAUAUAUAUUCACAAGUUGAUGCAUAUAUUGGUUAACUGUAUAUCACGGUGAUGUUACCCGUGCAUAAACUAACUUUUUAGCCUCCGUAUCAAUUUAUAAUUAUGUUUUAGGUGCCGAUCUGCCCAGGUGCUUUAUGUAUUUUAGGGUUUAGAAUAGCGGCUAACAUUGAUUACUACACCCGGUAGCACUAUUUUUGUGGUGAUGCAUUUUGUGUCAGCGUUUACACUCUUACACGAGUGACUUUGGUAUGGUGUAUUAUAUACUUAAGAUAUUCUACGCACGUAUUACGAGCAUGUGGUGCAAACUAUCAAGACAUUCGUGUAGGUCUAGUAACAAGUGUAGUAGAAGACCAGCUUAAGCAUCAGCAAUGCUCUGUAGUAUUGCAGUCCAGUUAAUUAAAAUUGCAUGUCAGUACAGCUGUCUGCAGUUUGUGUAAGAGCUUCCCCUGUAAAAAAUUGAUGACAAUGUAGCCAGAUACAUGGAAGAAAUGUAAUUAAGUAUGCAAAUCACAUGGUGUGACUGCUGAAGAAAUAUAAUGCAGCAAUGUUUUGAGGAGGGAAUCAUCUACAUAUUUUAGUUGAACGUAAAGGUAUAUGACCAGUGCCACGAUUAUUAGCCAGUUGGUAUUGGUGUUGAAAGGUGAUAGCGACCGUUUUACAUUUUUGUGUUAAUUUUGGCUGUGAAAACAUUGCCACAUUGCCAGCUGUGAAAACAUUAGUUACAAUCCACUUUCUAUACAAAUUGUAUUAAUACUAGUAUUGUAUAGCUUCAAAGUAGGAAUUACAUACUAAUGUAAAACUUAUGGUGUGGGGAAGUCAACACUAAAGACCCGGAAGCAAUCUCGCUUUCUAUUAAGAUUCUAGAUCUGCGAGCAGUUCUAUAUUGCAUAUUUCAUUGCGUUUCUACUGGCGACUGCAGUGACCAAUUGAACUAGGGGAAGUUCUUUCCAAUACUGACCAUGCAGUGUUUGCCAUCAGCUUUGUUGAGUUGAGAGGAUGUAGUUUGAAUAUUUAUGGUAAGUGCUGGAUAGCGAGUGCGGAAAAGAGCCACGGUUAAUGUCUACAAAAAUUUCGUUUCGUUUAUCCACGAUUGUACAGAGUUGUGUGCAGGUUGUUUUCACAAUUCUGUGUUAUAUUUAUCACGAGUUUUCCAUUCUUAUGAAGAUAUAGCAGAUAGAAACGACGUCGGAUUGAAUCAUCUGCAUGUAGGACUGCAGUGUUAUAGUCACGACCCAUUCAUAUGCCUAUUCUAUUUCUAUAGGCAUAGGAAUAGAAAUAGAUUAGACUACCGUAUUUUUAUUUGUAUGGCUCUAGCAUAUAAACUGCAGUGAUUGUGAUUAGGACAAUUAUAUAUGUAUUAUGGGUCAACACAAGUAUAUUUUUUGAUAGAAAUCCAUGUGGUUACUACCAAUAAUGUUAAUGAAACAGAUAUCAACUUGCGUGUAUGGGUCUGCAUUUGACAAUAGCAUUGUAUGCUUCCAUGGAGGAGUUCAAUCGGCUAGCUUCAUCUUGUAUAUCCUUAAGUGUACAAAUUAUUAUAAAAAGAGCGAGUUCUGGACAUAUGCAUGCAUCAGAAACAAAUUACUCAUGACAACAUACUAUUUAUAGGAAUUCGAUGCAUUUAUCACUAAUGUCAGAAGAUGUACUACAUAAAGUUAUGCCUUUUAGAAUUGGUGUAAAAUGGAGGCAUAAAUAUAUGUAGAUGCAUCUUUUGCUUAAAUAUUUAAUUGUUGUCAUGCUGAUGUUUCAUGUGGCUCAAUUCGACUGAUGUAAAUCCUGUUGUAGUGUGCUGUUGGUGAUAAGGGAUAUCCCACUGGAUACAAAGGCGCACACAUGUAUCUCAUAAAGUGAUGGCGUAUCUCUCAUGGUUAAUAGCGAAUAAACUACAGUGUACUGCA